UGUUUUUUUAGAAUAUUUACAAAGUUAUGUAAAAAAAUAAUAAUCAGCAAUUAUCGCAGGAAUGUCUUUUCCUUAUUUGGUAAUUUGCUGAUAGUGAAAUGAUUCCAGAAUUUAUAAUCUGUUUUCUAUUUCGAAUAGUUCUGCCUAUAUCAUUGCUAGCAGCUUGCUUGGUUCGUUAUAAUGGACUUUCAUUUAUAUACCUUAUAUAUUUGCUUAUUAUACCAUUGAUUCCAAGUCCGCAACGGCUCUAUUACAAGGGUGCAAUACGAUUACAAACAUUACUGCUUUUAACUUCAACUGUGUUUAUUGUUGCUCAAGCUGGUUUCCAAAUUGUUCUUUUGUCCUAUAAGCCUUAUGGUCAUUUCGUCAAGUUGUGUACAACCUCAGGAAAUAUUGCUCAUCAGAUAGGGUUUGAUAGAUUAGAUGAUUCUAAAGUCAUUGAUGUUAUAAGAUUGGUUGUCCCUGAUGUGUGUGUAUUUAUAACAUCUUUGGUUGCAUACUUAUUAUCUCGUGGCUUCCAUGCUCGAUAUUCAGAUGAAGAACGUGCAGUUGUUAAUAAAAAAAGCACUACUUUUAUUGAAGAAUAUAUAUCCAUCAUAUCAGUGCUUUUGUUACUUCUUACUGGGAUAGCACAGCCAAAUGUUUUGUCAUCAGUUUAUUUUUUAACAUAUAUUGGUUUUGGAAUCUGUUGGGCUUUUCACAUUUCUUCUAUGAAAAGUGGAUUGCAUUUUUUUGUAAAAACCAUUCUUACUAUAUAUUCAGGUCUUCAUCUCCUUCUUAUUUAUCUGUAUCAAUUAGAAUUUUUUCAGAGUAUUUUGGUCCCUGAUAGUUUUUCACCUAGAUUACUUGGUCUUCAAUCAAUCAUCAAAAAUGCUAAUUGUUCAUUGAGCAGGGAAUUAUUAAUUAACACUUCUAUGACAUGGCCUUUUUAUAUACAACCUCUUGUUUUGUUUGUUUUGUACUGGGUUUUAGCUGUAGAAAUUCGUCUCAAAUACAAUAAGAAAUGUAAAAUUGAAGCUAAAAGCUGCUGGUCUAUGUGCUUCAGCAGUCCACAGACUACAUCUCUUCUGUACAAUAAUCCAAUGCAUAGUUUAUAUGGUACUAUUGAAGAUGAUACAAUUGGAAAAGUUUCAACCAGCAAACAAUCAGACGACACUGGCCAUGGCACAUUUAAAAGUAUCAUGUAUUUUUUCAUGAGGCAAAGCUAUGUUGCUGCUCUCAUAAUUAUGAUGACUUGGAGUAUUACUUAUCAUUCAUGGUUGACGUUUGUUUUACUACUUUGGGCAUGUAUUAGUUGGAUAACUCCAUUUUCUCACUGGUUUUGUAUGGCAUCAUCUCCUUAUUUGGUUCUAUACUCAGAUGUUUUACUAGUUAUUCAAUAUAUUUAUGGAAUGAAUCUAAAAAAUGAGCUUCCAACAAAAGAAGGUAGUUUUGACUUAUCUGAGUUAGGGUUUAAAGCACGUCCUUAUCCAGUUUUAGAUAUUGGAUUGCAGACUCUGUUUGCUGGUGUAUUUCUUAUCACUUUACGACAGCAUAUAAGUGAUAAAAAAAUUAUUCAAAUAAAUAAUGAUUCAAUGACUAGUGGAAUAGUUUUAUCUUCACUUGCAAAACCAAUUAUGGAUGCUAUCCGUAGAAGAGUCAAUAUUAGUGGUUCAGCUGACCCUGUUGGAUCUAAUCAUGCUACUGAGUUUAUCAAUUUUAUAAAGAGCGUGUUUGCUAAGUACUGGAUAUUAGUGUGCUGUACUGCAUUUCUAAUUGUUGCGCUUCAAAAUAAUGUUUCUUUAUUUCAAAUUCUUUACAUGGUUAUUUUCUUGAUAGGAUUCAUUAUUUAUAAGUUUUCAUUGCGUGCUUGGAAAAUCAUAUUAAGACCAUUAUGGUGGUUCAUGGUUAUAUAUUCUAUUCUUUUACUUUUAAUCAUUUACACGUAUCAAUUUGAAAAUAUGCCACAAAAUUGGUCAAAAACAACCAAGCUAAAUGAUCAGUGGUUGUUAGAUAUUGGCUUACGAUCACUAGAAAAACCUACGUUAUUCAUAGAGCUUCUCAUUCCUACACUCUUCUCUAUGUCAAUUGUUGUUCAGCUCCAUUUUUUUCAUACACCUCUUGUUAAAAAUAUAAAUCAAAUUUUGAAUAAUCGAAAGUUUUUAAAAACUAACAAAUUAACUGCACCAAUAGCAAGUUGUUCGACUGAAGCCUCUACUUGUGCUCGAACUAGUACAGAAUUAGAUAAGUUUGAUGAAAUUGCUGAUAAUGUAGAUAAAGCUCCAAAAUUCAAAAAAUGGUACGAUGAUUUCACAUCUAUUCUGUGGCUAUUUGCUGAACUUCAUAUGCCAAAGAUUGUUUGUUUUACAGCUAUGAUUGUUGCAAUACAACAAGUAUCAGCUAUCAAUGCUGUAUUUAUCAUAAUGAUAGGGUUGUCCAUGCCAAGCAAAACAUUACAAUAUAUCAUUAGCUUUAUUAUGAUUGUAUGGUCAUCACUGGUAGUUCUUGUAUAUAUGGUUUACCAAUUAGAGUUUGUUAAAGAAAAUACACUUGAAAGAAAUUGUACAAAUUCAUCUUUACCAGUGCUUUUACAAGUGCAUCAUUUUUCCUCAAAUGCUUGGUGGUUAGGACUUCACAAAUCUACAUCUGUUUCGCUUGAUGUUCGAGGUUAUCUGUUUAUUGUUUUGAUCAUUGUUUUAGAAAAAGUUGUAAAGCAUCAUCAGGAACUGCAUCGAUAUCAAAAAGGUUUGCCAUUGUCUUGCCCUGAUGUAAUAUUUCCUGAAAUCACACGAAAAAUGGCUGAUGAAACUAUGAAAGAUUGCAUUAAAUAUCUUUGUAACAACUAUUUUACUUAUUUUGGUUUUGAGAUUAAUUUAAUGACCAUAGCAGUUUGUAUGAGCAUACGUGGAGAUGUUGUUGCAGUAAUACAUUCACUUUGGUUGUUGUUAUUUCUCAGUAUGCGUCGAAAACAUUCUGCAAAGUUAUGGUCGAUUUACAUUUGGUUUUUGUCAAUAUUUUUAGUUGUGCAAUAUCUAUUAAUACUUGGUUGGCCACCUGGUUUAUGUAAAGGUUAUCCUUGGGAUGGCUUUACUUCUAGAAAAAUUGUUCACUGGUUGUAUUUAACAGACACCUCAAACCCACAAAAUCAGUUUUUAUUGCUAGCUGAUUACUUUCAGUUAUAUAUGGCCUGUUGUCAAGGUAAUGUCUUUCGAAAAGAGUUUGGAUCAAGGAAAGCAAGCUUGGGUUCAAAUCAAAAUUUAUCUGAAAAUUACAUACCUGCUGAUUUUAUGGCAAACAAAACUUGGAUAGAUUUUGUUAAGAUUUUGGUAUUAGACCAUUUUUUAUGGUUCACUUUAAGUAUCAUAUACAUAACAGCUCAAACAACAAUUAGCUUAUUUAAUUCUGGGUUUCUUGUUGGUUGCUUUUUCUUUUUAUGGCAUGGACAAGGAAUAUAUUUGCGCCCACGCAGAACAAUGAGACGAUGGUGGAUGAUUUUAAUUUUCUACAAUUUUUUUGUAAUACUAUCUAAAGUUUGGUUACAGCUAGCUUCCUGUGUUUAUAUCAAUUGGAUUUACCAGAAACAAAACUGCUUUCUAGUUCAGCUCCUUAAUCUAUAUUGUUUACGUGUACAUGAUUACAAGCUAGUUGAUAAUGAGACAACUCAAUCAUGCACCUUUGUAAAAAGUAACAGUAUGACAAUGGAUUGUGUUUGUUUCAUUGUAAUAAUUAUUCAAUAUCGCAUUUUUAAAUGUUCAUACUUCAAGUAUGUAGUUAAAGAACAUAAAAAAAGAUCUGAAAUGGCUUAUCGAGGUGCUCAGUUGGUACAAGAAAGAUUAGAAGUCCAUUUGGUUCAAUCAAUUCAGAGGGAUGAGCAGAUGAUGCGUUCUAUAAAAAACAAAGUUUCAAAACUCAAGAAUCGAUUGGCAAAACUUAAUCUAAAAGCUAGAGAACCAUUAUCCCAUUAUGAAGCAAUAUACUCUGGUGAUUACUACUUGUUUGAAGAUUCAGAUAGUGAAUCUGAAACCAAAGUUAAUAAUGAGGAAGGGUUUGAAGAAGAUUUACUUCAAUGUUCCUUGCUUGCAUCUGAACCUGUAGCAAUUGAUUGUAGAAGAAAAGAAGAUACAAGUCAAGAAGAUACAAGUCAAGAUGAUGAAUUUAAUAAUUUGUUGCCAGAAAGAAUUGAAUCCAUAUCUGUACAUGAAGAACCAAAUGAAUCAAAUAUUGUUAAUGGUAGUCCUAAAGAAGAAACUUCUUCCUUUAAAAAGUCAUUUGUUAAUGGCUUUACAUAUAUAAAAGAAGUUUUUAAGACUGGCAUGAAAUCGGUAAAAAAAAUAAUGGAUGACUCCUCUUAUGAUUAUAGAAGUAUUGCAGCACAAUUAACUUUAGAAAUGAACAAACAUUCUUCUACAAUCUCUUCUAAAAAUACUCUUAACGAGGAGAAAAAUGCCAUUCAACAAUCAGUAACUGAAGAGUCAUCCAGCAGUUUGCAAAAUGAAAAUGAUACUUGGUCACUUUUAGAAAAUAAUAAGUUUUCAGAGCAUAUUGAUGAUUCUCAUAAUUAUGGUUUUAUGAUGUCAUUUUAUUAUGCUUUAUUAGCAAAUUCUAAUUUGCUAUGUUAUACCUUGAUGAUUGUUAACCAUAUGUGUUAUGCAUCAGUUUUGUCAAUGCCACUUCCUUUUUUUGUGUUCCUUUGGGGAAUGCUUUCAAUCCCUCGCCCUAGUAAGCGGUUUUGGAUUGUAGUAAUUACUUAUGUUCAGUUAGUUAUUGUUGUCAAAUACAUCUUCCAGUUUCAAUUUCCAAAUGCGUCAUUUAACAGUUGCAAUCCACUAGCAAAUAAUCCUCUUUGUUCAGCACGUAUUAUAGGAAUUGAAAGGAAUUCAAACUCAGUGUGCGAUCUUUUGCUCUUAUUGGGUUUAUUUUUCCACAGAUUUGCUUUAAAGGGUCAUGGUUUGUGGAGAGAGAAAUUAUUUAAAGAUGAUGAAGAUUGUACACCAAGACACAAAGAUAUAGCAAGUAAUGCAGAAAAUCAACAUUUUGUAUCUUUACUUGACAAUUCGAUGGAUUCAGAGAAUGUUAAGAAAAUACAAGGUGAAAAAUCAUUUAUAAAUAGGACUCUCAUAUACCAAAAACCAAGUUUAGUAAAAAGUGUCAAACAGUUUGUCCUUCGUAUGCUUGAUCCUGAAAUUGGUGCUGGUGGAGUUGAUGUAUAUUCAUGGAUAUUUUGUACACAAUUUUUGGUUUUUGUUGUUAUUCUCUCAAGCUGGUCUGCAUUUUCAUCUUCUAAUCAGGAUUCAAAGUCUAACUUUACCAAGAUUUUUGAAGAAAAUGUUGUUCCAAAAACCUUUCUUUACAUGUUACUUACCCAAUUUUUGUUAAUGCUAUUUGAUAGAUUUCUUUAUAUUCGAAAGUAUGCUUUUGUAAAAUUUAUAUACUUGGCAAUUUUGGUUUUACUUUUCCAUAUCUUUCUUUUUGUUGUUGUACCUGGAAUUACCCAAAGAGAGUUUGUUUAUAAUAUUCCUGCAAUUUUUUUGUACAUAUUUCAAUGUAUGUACUUUGGUCUAUCAGCAUAUCAAGUUCGUUGUGGUUAUCCUACGAGAAUUCUUGUAAAUUUUCUCACAAAAAACUAUACUAUCACAAGUGCUAUAUUAUUUCAAGGGAUACAAGCCAUCCCGUUUCUUCUUGAGCUAAGAAGUGUUCUUGAUUGGGUUUGUACAAAGACUACUUUGAGUUUAAACCACUGGUUAAAAAUGGAAGACAUUUACGCUAAUACAUUUAUAUUAAAAUGUUGGAGAAAUUCCGAGAAGUAUUAUCCUCAUCCACGUGGAUUGCACUACUGGACAACAAGCAAAUGGUUGAUUGGUGGUUUACUUGUCGCUCUGCUUAUUGGAGUCAUAUGGUUUCCUUUGCUUUUUAUGUCAUUUAUCAACUCUUCUUAUAUUUAUAGUCCUCCUUCUGAGGCAACAUUUACUCUGACCUUAGGAGGUUAUCAGCCCCUUUUUAAAGUUACUACACAACAACAGUUUUUGCAAACGCUAUCGCAAGAGAGUAUCAACGCAAUAACGAAGUCUAAUCAUUCUGAUAAUUGGGAUGCUAGUAAGGUUGAACAUGGAUUUGAAGACUAUAAGAUGACUGGUAAUAUCAUGAGUGUUGAAGUGUUGAGUAAUUCUAGCUCUAUAUGGACGAUUAGCCCUCCUUCGAGAGCAUUUCUCAUAAAUGAUCUUAAAUCAAAUUCGAGCAUAUCUCUCAGGUUUCAAUAUGUGUUCAAUAGGGAAUCAAACAAUACCGAAGUGACUUUAGUUCAAAGCACAGUCAGUUGGGUGAGAGCGAUAUCUCUCCCACCUGGUGAUCCUAUUAGAAACUCGAUUGCUGAAGUCAUAAAAAGUGGUAAAGGAGAAAUAAAAAUACCUCGUUUAUUUGCAACAUUUGUUCAAGUUCCAGCACGUGGAUCUGUAAAACCUGUAGAUUGGUUGGGCGAUGGUAGCUAUGUAGAUUGCACGAUUGUAUUGAGAAACGGUUCUAUCCCAGACUUUGAAGGCUAUGCUGCGCAAGUUGAAUGGUGGGAAAUAAUUCAGAAUAAACCUAAGCCUAUGUUUUCCCAUGACGCUGGGAAUCUAGAGAUAAUCGUGCUUAAUGAUUUUGUACCUCCGCUACAUUUGUCUUUCUUUGCAAAUACAGGAAUCAUUGGUUUGUAUGUUGGUUUUGUUUGGUUAAUUGGUAAAUUUGUGCGCCUUUUUUUUACGUCAAUUUCUUAUCGUAUAAUGUUUGAUGAAGUUCCAAACGUAGAUCGCAUAUUAAAGUUAUGUUUAGAGAUAUACAUGGUCCGUGAGAGCAAAGAACUAAAAUUAGAAGAGGACUUAUUUGCAAAACUUAUGUUCUUAUAUAGAUCUCCAGAGACUUUAAUAAAAUGGACAAAAUACAAACGGCAAUAAAAAAUUUUAAAUAGAUAAAACCGAGGAUAAAAACUAAUAAAAUAUUAUUUCUUAAAAAGAAUUUAUCAAAAAAAAAAACCAUGUAGAGACUUUACAUUGUAGAGUGUUUUAAAUUAUUGAUUUCUUAUCUUAUAAUUCUUUGUAUGUUUUUUAAAAAUUUUGUAAUCAUGUUUCAUAAUUUUUAAUGGAAAAUUUAUAUAUUUAUUUUUAAAAAAAUAUUUGGAAAGAAAAGUUCAUACAUUGUAAUUUCUGUAAUAAAUAUUUUUCUUUAAUGUACUGAGGCAAGUAAAUAUUUCAUAUUUUAAAGAAGAAUAUAUAU
Hydra vulgaris (swiftwater hydra) is the source of this 7227-nucleotide messenger RNA. Its product is annotated as piezo-type mechanosensitive ion channel component 2. The record is from RefSeq and is a predicted model, not a curated record. Lineage: Eukaryota; Metazoa; Cnidaria; Hydrozoa; Anthoathecata; Hydridae. Gene Ontology annotation, cellular component: membrane. Gene Ontology annotation, molecular function: mechanosensitive monoatomic ion channel activity.